Plenodomus lingam JN3 is the source of this 3258-nucleotide messenger RNA. RefSeq lists its product as uncharacterized. NCBI's taxonomy places the organism in Eukaryota, Fungi, Ascomycota, Dothideomycetes, Pleosporales, Leptosphaeriaceae. Gene Ontology annotation, biological process: proteolysis. The record is from RefSeq and is a predicted model, not a curated record. Gene Ontology annotation, molecular function: serine-type endopeptidase activity; protein binding.
AUGCUGUUUGGCCGAGCUUCUCUCGCCGCCGUCGCCGCCGCUGCCUGCAAAAGAUCUUUCUGUGCGACACCUUCACGCACACCUCUGCACCUGUCCGCCCCUCGGUCGCUCCUUCACCCUGCCAAGUGCCUCGCUUCGCGACUGUCUGCUAGCAACUCACUUCGCAAACGCGCAUCUACUCUAUCCUCCACCCUUUCUUUGCCGAUGGAACAGAAUGGCACAACCAAGCGCAAGCAACCGCCAACCUCGCCUGUAACCGACCGUCCGACCAAGCAGGUCCGACCCGAAUCAUCUGAUCAUACCCUCAACGGUGCAUUGGCAUCGCCCAAAUCCGACGACGCCAUGGACGACGAUGCGCAUAGCGACUACAGCGCCCUCGAGAACAUGUCCGGCCCCGGCCAUGUGGCCCUCUCAGGACAAGACACAGCCGAAUGGCAAAAGACGAUAGAAAGUGUUGUCAAGAGUGUCGUUUCAAUACACUUCUGCCAGACCUGUUCUUUCGAUACCGAUCCUGCCAUAUCGAGUGAGGCUACUGGCUUCGUCGUCGACGCCGAAAAGGGUUACAUCCUUACCAACCGCCACGUUGUCGGCGCGGGCCCCUUCAUUGGGUACUGCAUCUUUGACAACCACGAGGAGUGCGACGUUUAUCCUGUUUACCGAGAUCCCGUUCACGACUUCGGUAUCCUGCGAUUUGACCCUACCAAGAUCAAGUACAUGCCCGUCACCGCCUUGCAAUUAAGGCCCGAUAACGCCAAGGUCGGAGUGGAGAUCCGAGUGGUUGGCAACGAUGCUGGAGAGAAGCUCAGUAUUUUGUCAGGAGUCAUAAGUCGGCUGGAUCGGAACGCUCCAGAGUACGGCGAAGGAUAUUCCGACUUCAAUACCAAUUACAUCCAGGCCGCCGCCGCCGCGAGUGGCGGCUCUUCUGGUAGUCCCGUUGUAGACAGACAUGGAUAUGCCGUCGCGUUGCAGGCUGGUGGACGCGCUGAUGGUGCUGCGACCGAUUACUUCCUACCACUCGACCGACCAUUGCGUGCACUGGAGCUUAUUCGCCAGGGUCAAUCGGUAUCCAGAGGCACAAUACAGACGCAGUGGAUCCUGAAGCCAUUUGACGAAUGUCGUAGGCUCGGCCUAACGCCUGACCUGGAAAAGGCGAUUCGAACACAGUUCCCAAAAGAGACGGGCAUGUUGGUUGCUGAAGUUGUCCUUCCCAAAGGCCCCGCGUCUACAAAGGUGGAAGAAGGCGAUCUCCUGACCAAAGUCAAUGGAGAGUUCCUCACACAGUUUGUUCGCCUCGACGCAAUAUUAGACGAUCACGUGGGCAAGACCAUCUCCGUGACGAUACAGCGCGCGGGAGAAAACAUGGAUGUCGAACUCGAUGUUGGUAACCUCCACGACAUUACACCUGACAAGUUCGUCUCGGUAGCAGGGGCUUCUUUCCAUGAUCUCUCCUAUCAGCAAGCACGGUUGUAUGCAAUCUCCUUGAAAGACUCGGGCGUCUAUGUUUGCGAAGCAGCUGGUUCCUUCCGUUUCGCGGAUGGCUAUGCAUCGGGGUGGUUGAUCCAAGAAGUAGACAAUCAGCCAACUCCGAAUCUGGAUGCAUUCAUCGAAGUCAUGAAGAAGAUUCCUGACCGCAAGCGAGUGGUGAUGAUGUACAAGCACUUGCGCGACCUUCACACUGCUAACACCAGCAUCACUGCCAUCGACAGGCAUUGGCACGCUAAAAUCCGGGUAGCCACACGCAAUGACACCACAGGAUUGUGGGAUUUCAAGCCAAUUGCAGAUGCCAUUCCAGCUGUGCCUCCAGUCCCACGCCGUGCGAACUUCAUCAAGAUGAGCUCCCAGUACCCAGAGGCCGUGGACAUUGUGCGCAGUUUCGUAAGAGUGCAUGUCAACAUGCCAAUCAAGCUUGAUGGCUUCCCAAAGAUGAACAAGCAAGGCUAUGGUCUUGUUGUGGAUGCUGAGCAAGGCCUUGUCCUUGUCUCAAGAGCAAUUCUGCCUUAUGACCUAUGCGACAUCUCCUUGAUCAUUGCCGACAGCAUCUUCGUCGACGCCCACGUCGUCUUCAUGCACCCAUUGCAGAAUUAUGCAAUUGUCAAGUACGAUCCCUCACUAGUGAACGCGCCAGUCAAGACGCCCAAGUUCGCGACUGAGUUUAUCAAGAAGGGUGAGGAGACUAUAUUUUUCGGUCUCAAUCAGAACUUUAGACCUGUUGUAGCCAAGACUGUCGUAACAGACAUUACUACAGUUGCUAUCCCGGCCAGUGCCAUCACACCACGGUACCGAGCGACCAACUUCGAUGCCAUCACCGUGGACACCAACCAGGCAUCCCAUAGUGGCUCUGGUGUGCUUAUUGCAGAGGACGGCACUGUGCAGGCACUCUGGUUGUCGUACCUUGGCGAGCGGACGUCUCACAGCGGUAAGGACGUAGAGUACCACCUGGGUCUUGCGACGCCGAACCUGCUGCCCGUCCUCGACGAGAUCAAGAGCGGAAAGACGCCGAAGCUGCGGAUAUUGAAUGUUGAGUUCCAAACUGUGCAAAUGUCUCAAGCGCGUGUGAUGGGCGUCUCCGAGGCAUGGAUUGAAAAGACGGAAAUAGCGGAUCCUGAGCGCCACCAACUCUUCAUGGUACGAAAAGUCGAUUCUGGUCAUGGAGAGGGUCUAAAUGAAGGCGAUGUCCUCUUGACACUCAAUGGCAAGCUCGUCACACGUUCGCCAGAUCUCGACGUCAUGUAUAGCAACGACUUCCUUGAAGCGGUUGUAGUACGCAAGCGAGAGGAAAAGACGAUCAAGGUGUCUACUGUCGCGACAGAAGACCUCGAGACGGACCGUAUGAUUAGCUUCUGUGGUGCCACAGUUCACCGCCCGCAUCAAGCUGUUCGCCAACAAAUCAGCAAGAUACAUUCUGAUGUAUAUAUUUCCUCGCGUGCGCGUGGCUCACCAGCGUACAUGUAUGGGCUUGCACCGACAAACUUUGUCACACACGUCAACAACACGCCGACUCCUGACCUUGAUACGUUCCUUCAGGAGGUGAAGAAGAUUGGGGACAAGGAGUACUUCCGACUGAAGGUCAUUACUUUCGACAACGUACCAUGGGUGGCGACGUUGAAGAAGAACGAGCAUUACUUUCCCACCAUCGAGUAUCGAAAGGAUGCCUCUGAGCCACUCGGCUGGAAGAAGAUCAUCCACGAGUGCGAAGAUGGUGGCGCGCGUGAAGAACUAGGACCAGACGAAAUAGAGGUCGAGGCCAGCGAGGAGUAA